AAAUCUCCCAUAUAUUCAUCUCUCUCCGCCUCCUCUCAUUUUUCCCUAAACCAACCCAAAAACCCUAUCUUUUCUUUCUUUCACAACCAAACAUUUUUGGAUAGUAGAUACACUGUCUCAUCCUCACUCUUUUUUCCCCAUAUCUCUUAUCUUCUUCUUAUUCAGAUUUUUUCUCUUAUUGGGUAAUUCUUUGUUUCUGUACAAAACCAGUCCUUUCUGGUUUAUUUAUAUUGCUCUGGGAUUUUUCUAUCCCUGAAAAACCAAAAACCCUUUUCUUUUUUCACUCAAUCUUUUUGACCCAUGUUUCAAUAGCUCCAAAAAUUUAUUGUUUGUUUCUUGCUUUUACGAUUUUUGAUUUUAAAUUUAAUUUAAUUUUUGUGGGUUAAGUUUAGAAUGGCUAUUCCUUAUCCUCAUUUUAUUGGGUCGGAGCAAUCGGCCAUGGAGAAGGGGAUUUUGGUGCCUUCCCUCUCGUCUUCAUCUUCUUCUUUGCCUCCUCCUGUAAUUCUAACCCAGGAUGAGUUGAAGAAGAUAGCGGCUUACAAGGCUGUUGAGUAUGUCAAGUCCGGGAUGGUUCUUGGCCUCGGAACUGGGUCCACGGCCAAGCACGCGGUGGCCCGAAUCGGUGAGCUUUUAAGCCAAGGGAAGCUUAAGAAUAUUGUAGGAAUACCUACUUCGAAGAUGACCCACGAACAAGCUGUUUCUGUUGGAAUUCCAUUAUCUGAUCUCGAUUCGCAUCCUGUUAUUGAUCUCGCGAUUGAUGGGGCUGAUGAGGUCGACCCUUAUCUCAAUCUGGUGAAAGGCCGCGGUGGGUCACUCUUGAGGGAGAAGAUGGUUGAGGGUGCUUGCAAGAAGUUUGUGGUCAUUGUUGAUGAGACAAAGAUGGUUAAUCAUUUGGGCGGUAGUGGCUUAGCUAUGCCCGUGGAGAUUAUCCCUUUUUGUUGGAAAUUCACGGCCCAAAGGCUUCAAAACUUGUUUGAGGAUGCGGGCUGUGUAGCAAAGCUGAGGACUUUUGGUGAAAAGGCAGAGCCUUUCGUCACAGAUAAUGGCAACUAUAUUGUGGACUUGUAUUUCAAGAAAGAUAUUGGUGAUUUGAAUGUGGCUAGUGAUGCAAUUUUACGGUUAGCUGGAGUUGUUGAGCAUGGGAUGUUCUUGGACAUGGCCACCACUGUUAUCGUUGCAGGUGAGCUUGGUGUGAAGGUGAAGACUAAGUAAGCACGGUAUGUGAAGAAGCCAAGCUGAAGGUAGUUUGAGAGGGGUAUCUGACUUAAUAUAUGUAGGAGUCAUUAAAAGUUUUUAUAUUUCAGUCAAUUUGACUGGUAUUUGUUGUAACAAAGGAACGUUUUUUUGUUCCUAGUUGAUUUAAUCUAUUUGUGGGGUCACAUCUAAUUUUGAUUAAGUCUUGGCACAAUUUAGCAUCGAAGAGUAGGAACUUUGAAUUUUCUAGACAGCUGAAUGACUGGCUUAUAUAGUUGGCUGUCAAUCUUUUUGACUCAAUUCACUCAUUAUUUAUUGAACCUCCAGUUCCAGUUACACCAGUGGUAUUCAUAUUUGGUUAUCCAAUUGGUGUGGAAUGCAAUUAAUUACUAUUCAUUUUUCUUUUUCUGAUA
Humulus lupulus (European hop) is the source of this 1607-nucleotide messenger RNA. Its product is annotated as probable ribose-5-phosphate isomerase 2. Gene Ontology annotation, biological process: pentose-phosphate shunt, non-oxidative branch. NCBI's taxonomy places the organism in Eukaryota, Viridiplantae, Streptophyta, Magnoliopsida, Rosales, Cannabaceae. The record is from RefSeq and is a predicted model, not a curated record. The transcript has a single exon. The coding region runs from base 394 to 1212 and encodes 272 amino acids. Gene Ontology annotation, molecular function: ribose-5-phosphate isomerase activity.